AUGUCAAAUAUAAAACAAGCAUCAAUACUUUAUAACACUCUUAAAAGCGAAUUUAAUUCUCCAAAUCCAGAUUUGAAAAGAUGUGGAGAAUAUCUAGCUAAGCUCAAGAUCGCAUUAUCUGAAAUGCAACUUUUGCUUCCGGAAGGAGAGAUUAAUAAUUCAGAUGAACUCCUUGUUGCGCGUGACAUAUUGGAGAUAGGUGCGUAUUGGAGCGUUCGUGCCAAAGAUAUACCAUCAUUUGAGAGAUAUAUAGCACAAUUAAACACUUAUUAUACUGAUUAUAGUUCAUUACUUCCACCUUCACAAUCAAUGUAUCCUUUAACGGGAUUAAAUUUAUUGAGGUUAUUAUCUCAAAAUAGAAUUGCAGAAUUUCAUACGGCAUUAGAGAAUAUUGAACCCGAACAACUCUUAGAGAAUAUUUACAUUAAACAUCCGGUUCAUUUAGAACAAUAUCUAAUGGAAGGUAGUUAUAAUAAAGUUUGGAAUUCAAGAAAUGAAGUACCUGCUCCAGAAUAUCUGUUUUUCAUUGAUAUUUUGAUGGGCACUAUCAGGAGUGAGAUUGCUAGUUGCAGCGAGAAAGCUUAUUCAAAUUUACCAUUAGCUGACGCUGCUACUUUGUUAUUUUUCAAGAAUAAUACUAAUGAACUCUUAAGUUUUGCGAGAGAUCGUGGUUGGAAUGUGAGUGAAGCUGAAAAGAAAAUACAUUUUACUACUAAAGAUGAUGAUCAUGUCGAAAUACCUUCGGAUAGUAUCAUUAAACAAGCACUUACUUAUGCUAGAGAAUUAGAACAAAUUGUUUAA
This is a messenger RNA of Funneliformis mosseae, 801 nucleotides long. NCBI's taxonomy places the organism in Eukaryota, Fungi, Glomeromycota, Glomeromycetes, Glomerales, Glomeraceae. The record is from the annotation of a GenBank genome assembly.